GUGAAAUUUUGGAAAUGAUGCAAGACCCCAGCCCAUUUCCUACGGAUGGUCUUCUACGUUCCGGUGAAUUUCAUUCGUUGCACUGCGAGUGCGUUCACCUGUUACAGGAAAUUCACAACCAGCAGUAUAUGGCUCCGAACCGAGCGACAGGGUCGGUAGGUUUUCCCCAAGUGAAAAAUCUGACCACUUUCCAAAUGACGUACAUGGAGCUUCGAAGGUGGUUGACGCGCAUUCGAGGAUUAUAUCAAGCAAAGUUUAACUCCUCCCUGUGUCGCUCGGAAUCUUGUCUUCAUCAGUUCCACUGUUUAUUGUCUUUUAAACCUUUUGCGAUCAAGCAACAAUAUCUGCGUGCAUUUGGAUCUCGAGAGACCGAUAUGAGUCGGCUUCAAACACUCGGAGAGGUGUUACUUCGGGAACUAUCUGGAGCUGACAGUCUGGGACUGGACGUCCAGUCAGGCGCGAUAGCCGGUAUCAAUAUUGCGGAUCAACUGGAUGAAGUCAACCGACUGUGGCAAGAUACCACUGCAGGGCUGUUCGCGAGUUUUGGGCGUGAUCAAGUUCGCUGUUUGCGCUACAUUGAAUUGGACGUCCAGGAAAUCGAAGCGCAGCUUCGUUCUAUCAACCGAUGCACAAUGAAAUUAAAAUGCCAGUUUCCUGACCUCUCUUCGACUGAUGCCUUCGUGGGUAUGUCCACUUUGGGAACAGAGCUGAAAAGAAUUCCUGCAGGUGAUGUGGCGCUUGUGUUUCAAGUUGUUCUGUAUAACGCUUGUUUUCCGUUACUUCAGCUUCAGCAUGCCUCUUUGAAGCAAGCUCUUCGGGUGCUCUCCUCUGCUGAUCAGCUACUCAACUUACUGCUCUCUACUGCUAUUGAUCCGGUUAUCCGCGGUCUGGCUGCCACCAUACAUAGUUCUGAGUCCUCACGACCUGGCGGUUAUCUCCAUGAUCCACUGAAAGUGCGCAAUUUAAGCGCAAAGAUAAAUGACUUGGUUCAAGCAGGUUAUGAUAUCUGGCUUACGCAAAUCGAGCUUCGGGAGCGAUGGAAAGUUCGGUCCAGUGGCCGGGCCUCUACUGAUAUGCAUAAUUCGAUGCGGCCGGAACACCAGACAACCUCCGAUUCGCGUGAGUUAUCUGUUGGUGAUAUGAACAUCUGCCCAAUGACGUCUGGAUUUCCUACAGCUCCUCUCGUGAACAAUUGGUUCUCGCCAUCCCAGCGAAAUAAUCCACGUUCCGAGCUGAAAAUUUAUCCUCCACUUUCUCCUGCUCCUCAUCGUCACGGUAACAAAGACGCCUCAUCAUUCAGUGAGAAAAUUGACCAAUGCUCGCCAGAUUCUUGGGCAUUUUCUCCCGCAUACAAGGAGUCAGGUUUUGGGAGUGCCUCUGACGGUACUACGCCGUCAAUGUUUUCAUCCCACCUCAGUUGUUCGGCUUCUGAUCGAUCAGCAUACCUUGUUGAGCCAUUUGUUGCAGAUGAUGCUUUCGUGAGCAUUUGUGCCACACAUCCAAUCAAACCUCGUUCGCUUUCCUUGGAUUGUCUUCGAAGUGCCUGUUCAGUGCAUUUGAUAGGUACUCAGCAGACAGACGACGCUAUGGCGACUCUGACUUCCGACGAUCUUCAGGCCGCAGUCACCCCCGAAAUCGACUUGGCAGACGGCGCCAAGUUUUUCAACACUGAACGGGGCCAGUUGAUAAGCUCCCUUUACAUAGUUCGCUCUAAGUCCCUUCCAGCUGGAAUCGGGGUUCCUCGAUGCCCACGAACGAUCCCCAAGUCAUCCUACUCGCCCAGACGAUCGGUAUUCACUCCCCUCCAAUCCAGUCCUGUACUGUGCGCAUCUACUCCGCACGCCAGAUUUUCAGACUCGCCCGCAACACAUGCGAUCAACAUGGAAGAGCUUGCUUUGGACCUGAGUCGUCACGGGCUGUGUGUCAACCCGGCGGAUUUGGAUGACAGUACAUUUUCCGAUUUACUUCCAUCCACCACAGAAGCCGAUUCGGGUUCGAUGAACACUCCGGUCUCAUUCAGCUUGUUUUCUCCGUCAGUGAACAAACCAGCACACAUGGGUGAGGGCGACGUCUGUAUGGAUAAGUCGGAUCGCGCGACUAGAGAGCGGAUAACCAAUGAUGGGCGUCUGACAGCCAACAAUGAGCUUGAAUGGGAUGAUUCUGGGGAUAUUCGUGAAAUGACCACCAGAUCAGUCUCUUCAGACAGCGGUUUCGGUCUCCAUUCCGUUCCUGCCAUAAACGUAGAAAUUCCGAACCACAUAAUAGACGGCACUCCGGAUACAUUUUCGUGGAAUGUCUAUGAUACCAACCCUCCAUCGGUCAGUCGACAUAGUCAGAGGCGAGCUUCCUUCACUUUUGUGGGUACGCAUCAUGUUGAUUUGGAGCUUAACCAUUGCGCGUCUUGGCACAGUUCUCUAAACUGCACGGAAAACAAGGUACUACAAUCAUCAUCCCAAAUCAAGGACGAGACAAGGACUAGAGACGCCUAUCUUCGGAAAGACCCCAGCAACGCACAAAUCAAACAUGGACUUUCGUCAUCCCGGAACGAUCUAGCGGAUUCCGUCAGCCCUAGCGAAAAACCUAUGCUUACCGGCAGUUCAGAAACACUGUUGAGUUUGUUUACGGGAAAGUCAGUCUUUGGUCCUAGAAACCCCGAUCGGAUUCUAUCACCGGGUCCGUCCACGCAUAAUGCAUUUUUUCCGUUUGACGCUGUGGGAUUGACCAACGGCAACGAUUCGUCUUAUGAUCACGUGUUGUCGACAGCCCGUUCAUUUAUCCGCGUAUUAAGCCAGGCGACGGUCAUGAAUGGCGUAGUCGUACACAAGACCGAUCACGAACUACGUCUAUGGGUUAAUCCGUCCCUUCAUACGACUCCGCGCGGGGUGCUCCCCACCUCAUCAACAGAACUGGUCCAUCUACUGGAAUCACUUCGACAGGAUGCACGUCCGUUGAUCGAUCUGAUGUGUCGUUUGGAUCAAGGUCUGGUUCCCGUGCAUGCGAAUGCGGAAAAAGGACGGACUGUGCUCAAGUCCGCAGAGACCGUGGAUUUGGAACAGGAACGUAUGCAAUUAGAUAUUGACCGAAGCUUUUUAAAGUAUUACGAUCGCUGUUUGGACCGUUGGACUUCUAUUUCGGACGACCUUUGCGACAAAUAUGGUGUUUCGCCCUCCAGGCCCGGAUUUACUCCACCUUCAGACAAUACGCAUUUAUCCGAAAAAUCUAACAACCUCGAGAAUCUCAAUAAAGAUGCCAUUCUGGUGGGCGUUUUCGCCGAUUGGCUGUCUGGCUUGAAAGCCAGACAUGCUGCCCUUCGCCACAAGCUUGAUUCUCGUGCUCUCUGGCUGGAUCACUUGGCUGGACUGAACCACGAAGUAGACCAAUCCCUAUCCGUGCUCGCAGAUCGUGUCAAAAACGCUGUCGAGCGUGCUUGUUCCAUGAUCCAAACAUUGCGCGGUAACUGUUCUGAUCAAACGCAUACGGGGGACGAAACUAGAGGAAUGCCCGCCGACCAGCAGAUGCGUUUCGGACGCACCCAAGUUCUGCAAACCUUGGGCGAGUUAAGGGAACUCGGUGAUCAGGUCUCAACUGUCGAAUUACGUGUCGGAGCAUCACACUUGAUGGAAGACUCGUUUGAUUUAGGCUAUCCGGCAAACCAUCUCCGACACUCCAGUGGCUCCAACCUUUCCAUCGAUAUAAAUAGUUCCGGGCUCAACACCUCUGUCGAUUCACCACCCAAUGAGGGCACGGUACAGCUGUUGUUUCGACAGACAGCCGUUUUAAGACAGCGCCUCAAGUUAGCAAUCAAGCGACUCGAACGAGCCGCUGUUCUGAUUAAACUGGAUUUCCCGGUUGAAGAAUCUCAUUCCAUUACUCCUACCACUUCAUGUUCCACGGUGACGCAAACUGCUCAGUAUGAAGAGGAUGCUCCCGAUCAGCAAGAUUCCCAAAUGCCCACUGAUGAUGGACAUCAUUUAUCCAUUCCAUUAGACAAUAACCACAGCUCUACCUCUAGCAUUUUUUGCUAUCUCGUGCCAUUCCUUUUGGUCUUCCUGUGCGUCUUCCUUGUCCUGUUUGGAAAAUCCCCAGUCCCACCGUUCAGCUUUUCGUGUUAUCCACGCACCGACAUGUCUGUUGUGGACUUCAGUCCCAACUGGUUCGUGCGUCACAUGUUCUGUGUCUACUUUCCGACAAGUGACCGGCAUGUGUGGUAGCAUUUCCUUUUUUCCGGUGAACACAACUCACAGAGAUUUCCCCCUUGUUUUUUUUGGUUCAUUGUUAAUCUUUUGGCAGUCAAUUGCCGUCACCGGGUUCUCAAAUUUCUUAGGAUGACGGGAUAGUGUGUUUGUCCCCGUGAGUAGAAAGUUAACUCUAUUUUACUCAUAUGCUG
Molecule: messenger RNA, 4387 nt
Organism: Opisthorchis viverrini
Lineage: Eukaryota; Metazoa; Platyhelminthes; Trematoda; Opisthorchiida; Opisthorchiidae
Exons: 18
Coding region: 15-4211 (1398 amino acids)
Source: RefSeq, a predicted model, not a curated record